Molecule: messenger RNA, 4490 nt
Organism: Malaya genurostris
Lineage: Eukaryota; Metazoa; Arthropoda; Insecta; Diptera; Culicidae
Product: mucin-5AC-like
Exons: 4
Coding region: 661-4410 (1249 amino acids)
Molecular function (GO): protein dimerization activity
Source: RefSeq, a predicted model, not a curated record
UAAUAUCAAUCACAUGAACAACGCACUAUUUCAGCAUACAGUUGAAACAACUAGAAAUGUAAGGUCAUGAAAAUCAAAUUUUUAUCAGUGAAGUAAUGUGAAUAAAUUAGACAUUUCUCGGUUGAUUUUUCAUUAGGGCGUAUAAGCAAGUAACAGUUUCUCUUUAAUCACUCUCUCUUCCGAUUAUUGUGAUGUGAUUAAAAAGAUUUUCUUUGAUUUCACUACACUGUUUGAAUGUCGAAAGUUCCGGGUAUCAUUUGCCAAGAGUUGAGUGAUAAACGUGGAAACCGCUUGGUAAUUAAUAGAAAAGAAAGUAAACAAAGAGAAACUGUCACUUGCUUAUACGCCCUAAUGAAAAAUCAACCGAGAUUUACGAUAACGUUGUUACUGCCUGCCAAGUGCCAUACCAACGCAUUCAGACAUAGCUUAGGUGAUCACCUUUACUGUUUCAUUUUGUGUUUACCGCUGGAGACUACCUACCGUUUCUGCAUCAACUACCUUCUUUGUUGAAAUGUCAAAGCAAAGAUAAACAAAAACAGUUCGUGAGCAAUAUUGGUAGGCUAGUGAUUGGAUUUUUAAAUACGACAAACAACAUUACUUCUAUGGUCGAAAACUCUCUAAAAAUGUUAUCUCGUCAACCUGGCGGGUUGAAUAGUUAGAAUGACUAAAAAGAAACCAUCUCCACAAAAUCGUAUCUGGGAAAAGGAACGACGUGAUCGGCUAAAUCAAACUUUCGACGGACUUUCCAAGCUACUUCCGGAUUAUGAGCCGGCCACUCAGCUCAGCAAAAUCGAAAUCCUCCAGAGGACGAUCGAGUAUGUGGAGAAAUUACAAAACAAGAUUAAAGCUUUCUUGGAGGAGCGGGAUGUUUUUUUAAAAAAGCACGUCGACGAGCUUGAAGAACGACUGCAGGCUUUGAUAGCUAGAAACGAGGAUUUAGCUGCUCUACUGAAAAAGGCAAAUAUUACUGUUCCGCCUUGUAAGCACGGUUCGACUGGAAUCAAAGACGGAUCCCAAGAUACGUCAAUAGAUGUUCCGGAAAUCGCUAAAAAGUCUAGCAAACCUAACAAAAAAACUUCGCCGAAAAAAAAGGAUAAGGAGAAAAAGAUUGAUCAACAAUCGGAGCCAAUAGUUCCUCCGAUAAAUUCUGUGAUAGAGCAACAAGCAACUAUUAGUGACGGAACAAGUGCGUCUACUACUGACGCGGUUACAUCUGGAUCACCCGAAACUAGCGAUUCUAGUGUAACAUCCAGUGUACUGGAUACCCGGAAACAUGAUAGUAACAACGAAGCAAAAAUUGCGACAACGGUCACGAUGUCAACCUGCAUACCCAGCACGUGUUUUGUGAUGGCCAACAACCAAAUUGUUGGCACAUUGAAACAAACUAAUGGAGUUAACGUCACUCCGACUCUCCUCUCUACACCGAUAAUGGCUACGGGUGUUCUGAUAUCGAACAACGGGAGCGUACUGCAGAUGCCACUUGUUCCUCCCCAAUCAUCCCUGCUGAUUGUAAGCAAUGAAGAUGUGCGAUUCAAGAUAUGCUUGAAAAAGAAAUCGGAUUCCGCCAAGUCCCAAUCAAAGGCCAAACACCUGCAAAACUCAAAGUUUAGUAUAAAAUCCAUUGACGUGAUUCCCGGUCGAAUUAUAAAUGGCAAAAUUCCGAUACCACCUUUGAAGCGAGCUUGCCGAACUUUGGUGAAACUGAGGAAAGAACCACGGAAGAAACGACGAAAGCGAAAAAUCACGGAUACAAAGGAAAGAGAGGAACUAAAUGAUAAAAAGAUGAAACUUGAAUCUGGAACGCAAACAAAGGAGGAGAAAGUUGCGAAUUGUACUCAACAGGAAGUAACAGAAGAAUCACAACCAAUUGUAACAAGUAUUUCGGAAAAUGUGAGGUUGCAAACAGCAGCACAACUAACGGCCUCGGAAACGACAAUUGAAGAGGGAGCCAACUCACUGGAUAUGAAUCUAGACCAAACAGAUUUAUCGAAUGAUCUGUUUGCAAAUCUUCAAGUCCCAGAUGCCGAUUCGGGUGAAAAUCAGGGAUCACUUUCACCUACGGCAGCUUACCUGAUGAAUUUCCCGUUGGUUGCCAGUGGGGGAAAGAUAGCCGGUAAUCAAACGUUCGCACCUGGUGACGGUGAAAUUUCGGAUGUUGUGGAAAAUGACAAAAAGGUCACACCAUUGCAAACCAAUGACAAUAAUUUGCUCUUGGACAACUUUUCGUCUUACUUCAGCUCGAGUGUAUACGGAGGAUUAGAUGGUGUGGUUCCCGUUGUUUCAGAACCAGUGACGACUGCGGCCGUUACUUCUACGAACUUCUCUACAAUCUACCAAUCCAUUGACAGCAUGUUGGAACACAAGACAUCAUGUACAAAAAAUACUUCCGACUGCAGGUACAAUGCAACUUCAUUUACCUUCACUUUGACACCUACUAGCUCAACCGUUACAACGCAAUCUUCAUUCGACUAUAGACAUUCCUCGACGUCAAACUAUUACUACCCUACUACCGUAACGACCACCAAACCUAUCGAUGAGUAUGGACUGCUGAAACCGGCAAUAGUAAGUGAGUUCACGUUUUCAUUAACCAGCACAACCUCAAGUGCUCCCAAAACUAUGCAGUCACAAUACACAAAUAGUAGCAUUCAUUCCUCUACCAUGACAACCCCAUCGUACAGUACAUAUGACUAUCAAUCUAAAAUCGCAAACAAAGCAGCAAGUUAUACUGCAAACUACAUACCGGAGACGCCAAAGCCCGAUAUGAAAACUCCCAAAAAGUACGAUUUCCUAGAAGCAGAAAAACCUGCAACCAGUUUCACAUUUUCCCUGACGUCAACAACUAAAACCUUGCCGAAGUAUACGCAAUCAUCCAUAGCGACACCGUCGACUGCAUGUGUAAUGCAAAACGCCGUCACAAGUAUUUCUUCUUCAUACUCGAAAGUAGAAGAUUGUCUGUACAAAAUAGCCAAAUCGACAACACAUCCAUACAAAAACCCUCCCAAACAAAAACUCCUUCAAACUUAUCCCACUGCAACGAGCUCCCACAUCACAUAUCAAUCACAACCAUCGAGUUGCCAACAAUCCAAAUACGACGUCAACUGGAUGGCGUCGCAAGAUCCGAAACCAAACACCAAUCAGGAGUGUGCUCAAUUGCUUCCCGGACUCGACAUCAACCCAACGUCAUCACACUCGUUCCAAACGGCCAACAUUGAUCUGAGCCGCAAAUCGGACAUCUUCUUCGCUCAUCCUUCUACCGGGGAAGAAAAUCUCGUCGCUUGGUCACCGAACAAACUCACCAACAUUUUGAAUGACACAACAUCCUCCUACUAUCCGCCAACUACGGUCAGUUUGCCGAACCUCAACGGCGAUCUUGCGUUGAACAGCAUUAUCAACAAUUGUCCACCGGUCACCACGACCAAAUUCUCUGGUCAAACUCGAAAAGUCAACGACACAGGCAGUAGCUUUUUGUCGGUGCAACAGCUAGUUGAUCAGCCUAGAAAAAGUACCAAUAAAAACUACUUCAAUUGCACCAGUUAUCCCAAUAAUCAGAAACCUCUGCAAAACAAUUAUUCUGCUGAGGCACUAAUCGCUGCUCCUAGUAACAGCGCAUCCAAGAAAGAUAAAUUGUUGCACGAAACAAGCUACAAUAGCUACGGCACAUACAAUGCCGAUACGAACGCUACAACUGGACUCUCGUUCAACUUCGACUACUCAACGGAUUACAACAAAAAUUACAACUACAACUGCCAGCAAAACUAUAUGACAUCUUUCAUGGACAACAGCUACGGUUUACCAACGCUUCCGGCUGUCGCCACGUCCUCCACGAGCAGCACCAACUACAGCAGCUACGGAUAUUCAUCGGAGAAAAAACAAACCAGCAGCUACUAUCAGACUUCAUCGUAUCAAGUAGCUCCUUCUGCGGAAAUUCCAUACUACGUGCCAUCCAGUGAAAAACGAGCGACUUCUUCUAAAUCGAAGAAGUAUUCCAAGCAACCACAGACGAAUACCGACCACAGCUCGCAUCCAACAACGACAACCACCAGCAGCUAUUUUCCUGCGGGUAUCCUACCACCGCCGCCACCUCCACCAAACCUACAGGAUGAUACACAUUGCUACAAUAACUUCAAUUUCAACCCCUCGGUGACGGCGAAAAGUGCCAGCUGUUACACACAACCGUACCAGAAUGCGGCGGUACCUAAUUACUCGUUCGGGUCCGGAACCGGGCCCUAUCCGAUGCACGCGGGAGGUAAUAAUACUGUGACGGCCGGAAGUUCACUAACGAACUUCAAUCUCAGUACCAUCUGCCCCGAAAUCAACGAGAAAAGUGCGGAAAACAACACCGGUGGACUACAACCGGCAGCAAUCGGCACUACUGUUAGACAAGCAAUAACCGGUGGAUCCGGCUGGUGAUAAGGUUUCUUAUUAUUGUGUGAAAGAUAUGUUAUUAAAGAAAUUGUAAAUUACAUACACGAGUUUGAAAAUCUGAAUAA